Molecule: messenger RNA, 261 nt
Organism: Nipponia nippon (crested ibis)
Lineage: Eukaryota; Metazoa; Chordata; Aves; Pelecaniformes; Threskiornithidae
Source: RefSeq, a predicted model, not a curated record
AUGAACACGAGCUUCUUCCAGAUACUAAAAGCAAAAAAAGAACUCAUUCCCCUGGUUGGAGUAGUGUCCUUCGCAGCAGUCGGGGCGCUCUCUUUUUGUGUCUAUUCCCUGUUCAGCAAAUCCGAUGUGAUCAUUAACAAGAGUGGCAAUCCAGAACCGUGGGAAACUGUCGAUCCUACCAAGCCUCAGAAGCUAUUAACAAUCCAUCAGAAAUGGAAACCUAUAGAAGAGCUGGAAAAUGUCAGAAAGCUUACGAAGUGA